Messenger RNA from Erythranthe guttata (spotted monkey flower), 4780 nucleotides. The record is from RefSeq and is a predicted model, not a curated record. NCBI's taxonomy places the organism in Eukaryota, Viridiplantae, Streptophyta, Magnoliopsida, Lamiales, Phrymaceae.
AGAGAAGCCCAAAUGGAGAAAAUGUUAUAAGAAAUGAACAAAAGCCCAAUGGCAGCACACAAAAAAAGCCUAACAGUAUUCGAAAUUUCGAUGAAUAUAAAAAGCGGAGUGUCACGUAAACAUUAAGAGUAAUAUUUCCGUUCUCUCUCUCUCUCUCUCUAAAACAUAAAACUUCACUAAACAUCUUCUCCUCUCUCUUAUAUAUUUUUUUUCACCUCUCUCUCUCUCGUCGCAAACUUCGUUCUCGUCGUAACAAAGAGGGCGGGGUGGAAAAUUGAAGAGAGAAGAAUUGAAGGUUUAUCGGAAUUCUGGAAGUGUUAAUUGUUCGGAGAGAGUGUCGUUUUGUUGGUUGGGUUGGAAUUAGAUUAGAUCUGUUGUUUUAUCUUUUCCCUUUUCUGGAGGGAGGAGACUUCACAGAGAGAUGAAGAGGUUGCGGGAUGAGGUGUAUAUGAACCCUCAAUUUAAGCGGCCAUUUACUUCUUCGUCUCGGGAAUCGUUUGGGCCCUCACAAGCUCCUAAUGUCGGCGGGGGCGGGGGAGCGGGAGCCGGAGCAGGACCUGGAGCCGGAGCAGGACCCGGACCCGGAGCAGGAGUUGGAGCCGGACCUGGAGGAGGUGGUGGUGUUAGUGGUAGUAAUAAUGGUGUUGGUACCGGAGUUAGUGACAGUGGUGCCAUCGUUCCUGCUACUAGUACACAAAAGCUUACUACAAACGAUGCAUUGAGUUAUUUGAAGCAAGUUAAGGACAUGUUCCAAGACCAGAGAGAAAAAUAUGAUAGGUUCCUUGAUGUCAUGAAAGAUUUUAAAGCGCAAAGAGUUGAUACUUCUGGUGUCAUUGGAAGGGUAAAGGAUUUGUUUAAAGGGCACCCUAAUCUAAUUCUUGGCUUCAACACAUUCUUGCCGAAGGGUUAUGAGAUUACCCUCACUGAUGAAGAGGAGGCUCCACCAAAAAGGACAGUUGAAUUUGACGAGGCUAUCAAUUUCGUUAAUAAAAUCAAGACUCGUUUUCAAAAUGACGACCAUGUUUAUAAAUCUUUCCUGGACAUCUUGAAUAUGUACCGUAAGGAACACAAGGGUAUAACUGAGGUUUACCAAGAGGUUGCAGCCCUGUUUGAUGACCAUCCAGAUCUUCUUGACGAGUUCACUCGAUUUCUACCAGAUACUUCAGCUAUUGCUCCAGCUCCUCAUGCUUCUAUUGGUCGUCAUUCUUUACAGCGUUAUGAUGAAAGGAGCUCUGCGUUGACCACAGUAAGGCAGUCUCAAAUAGAUAAGCGACCACGCAGGGAUAGGCUGCUUAUUGAACCCAAUAGAGAACGAGAUAUUAGCGUGGAGCGUCCUGAUAUGGAUGAUGAUAAAACGGUAACGAAGUUGCAAAGGGAUCAGAGGAAACAUAUUGAAAGGGAAAAUAGGAGAAACCGUGACCAGGAUGACAGAGAUCCCGACACUGAGAAUAAUGGUGACAUCAGCAUGCUCCGGCAUUCUGACAAAAAGAAGUCUGCUCGGAAAGUUGAAGAGUUUGGUGGGAAUUCAAAUUUGGAUGACAAGGAUGCAUUGAAAAGUGUGUAUAGCCAGGAGUUCAAUUUUUGUGAGAAAGUCAAAGAGAGGCUAAGGAGUUCGACUGAGUACCAGGCAUUCUUAAAAUGCCUUAACAUUUACAGUUCAGAAAUCAUUACCAGAAAAGAAUUGCAGAGUUUGGUUGCUGAUUUACUUGGAAAAUAUCCAGAUCUUAUGGAGGGUUUCAAUGAAUUUUUAGAGCGUUGCGAGCAAAUUGAUGGAUUGCUAGCUGGUGUCGUCGGUAAAACAGAAACGAGUGAAGGGACUUCAUCGAAAGCCCAGAGAACAGAUGACAAAGACAAAGAACCAAAGCGUGAAACUGAAGGAGGGAAAGAGAAGGAUAGGUACAAUUUGAAGUACUGGGGAAAAUCCAUUCAAGAGCUUGACCUUUCCAAUUGUCAACGUUGCACUCCCAGUUAUCGGCUUCUUCCCGAGGAUUAUCCGAUAUCUUCAGCUAGCCAGAGGUCAGAGCUUGGUGCUCAAGUUCUAAACGAUCAUUGGGUGUCUGUGACAUCUGGCAGUGAGGAUUACUCCUUUAAACACAUGAGACGAAACCAGUAUGAAGAAAGCCUGUUCAGAUGUGAAGAUGAUAGAUUUGAGCUAGACAUGUUGCUGGAGUCUGUCAGUUCAACUGCCAAGCGAGCAGAGGAAUUGUUAAACAGUAUGAAUAAUAAUACAAUUGGUUCGGAUGGUCCGGUACGAAUUGAGGACCAUUUCACAGCUCUCAAUUUAAGAUGCACUGAACGACUAUAUGGUGACCAUGGUCUCGACGUGAUGGACAUUUUGCGUAAAAAUGCAUCUAUGGCUUUGCCUGUUGUCCUGACUCGUCUGAAGCAGAAGCAAGAGGAAUGGACUAAGUGUCGUUCAGAUUUUAACAAAGUUUGGGCUGAAAUAUAUUCUAAGAACCAUCACAAGUCUCUGGACCAUCGCAGCUUCUAUUUUAAGCAACAGGAUUCUAAAAACUUGAGCACAAAAUACUUAGUGGCAGAAAUUAAAGAAAUCAAGGAGCAAAAGCAGAAUGAGGAUGAUAUACUUCGUACUAUUGCUGCUGGAAGUAGAUACUCUAUCGCUCCAAACAUCGAAUUCGAAUACGCUGACAAUGAAGUUCAUGACGAUGUCUUUAAAAUUAUCAAGUACUCGUGCGAAGAAGUCUGCUCAACAAAAGGAUCAGUUCACCAAGUUUUAAAGUUCUGGACCUCUUUUCUUGACCGAUCUCGCAAUGGCUACAUUAAAAGUGAAGGAUAUCUUGAUGCUGAGCAACCAAAGUCUAACUGCAAUGGUGAUUCUAAUACAUCGCCUGAUUUUAUGAAUGUUGAUAAGUUGCCCAAAGAAGGACUACCAUUGGCUUCUGGCGAAAAAUUAACUAACCUUGACAUAGGUGUUGUUUCAGGACCAGGCCUUAAUCAUGAUUCUUCGAGAGUGAGUAAUGGGCUCAUCGAGGAGGUUAAUGAAGUCAAACCUAAAACAGGAGAUAUGCCUUCCUCAGAGGAUAUAAUAAUGAGGACAACUGUAGACUCAGUAGAAGGGCCUAAACUUUCUGGAUUCAAUGACGGUUCUAUCGAUCCUGGUAAAAACGAGAAAGAAGAGGGCGAGCUCUCCCCUAAUGGUGAUUUCGAGGAUAAUUUUGGAAAUUCAAAUGAAGCAAUGCAAGUUCAAAUGGAAGAGAUUGUUGCAGAUGCUCGUGGUGAAAACAAUGUAGAUGGUGAUGACGUGGACAGUGAAAAUGUUUCCGAGGCCGGUGAAGAUAUUUCAGGCAGUGAAUCUGCAGCCGAUGAGUGUUCAAGGGAAGAGCAAGAAGACAUUGAAGGUAAAGCCGAGAGUGAAGGUGAGGCGGAGAAUACCAGUCAUGGUGUAGAUGGUGCAGUGGUCCCACAAUCUGAACGUUAUUUGCUCACUUCUAAGCCUCUGUCUAAGCAUGUGGCUUCCCCACUAAUUGGUGAUGGGCGAAAUGGUAAACGAGUGUUCUAUGGGAACGACACCUUUUACGUGCUUUUUAGGCUUCAUCAGACUCUGUAUGAGAGAGUACUAUCUGCUAAAGUUAACUCAGCGAGUGAGUCAAAAUGGAGAACCACAAAGGAUGCGAGUUCCGAUCCAUAUGCCAGGUUCAUGAGUGCUCUAUUUAGUUUACUUGAUGGAUCUUCUGAUAAUUCAAAAUUUGAAGACGAUUGCCGAUCUUUGAUUGGAAACCAAUCGUACAUGCUGUUCACUUUGGAUAAGUUGAUAUAUAAGUUGGUCAAACAGCUCCAAACCGUGUCAAGUGAAGAGGUGGACUGUAAGCUGGUUCAGUUGUACGAAUACGAAAAAUCUAGAAAGCCGGAGAAGUUUAUCGACUCGGUUUAUUACGAAAAUGUCCAUGUUCUUUUGCAUGACGAGAAUAUAUACCGGCUUGAAUGUACAUCAUCUCCCACCCGCUUAUCGUUCCAAUUAAUGGACGACGCAAAUGAGAAGGCUGAAGUUGUUGCAGUCUCUGUAGAUCCAAAUUUCGCAGCAUAUCUUCACAAUGAUUAUCUUUCGGUUAAUCAUGGAAAAAAGGAGUCUUCUGCGGUUAUGCUUAAGAGGAAUAUGCGCAAGUAUGCCAACAUGGAUGAAUCUACUGCUCUGUAUAUGGCAACUGAGAAUGUUCAGAUCAUGAACGGGUUGGAAUGUAAAAUGUCAGCAACCACAUCAAAGAUAUCGUAUGUGCUGGACACAGAGGACAGCUUUAUUCGAUUGGGAAGGAGAAGGAAUGUAUCAACAGAUAGAUCAUCUGCCAAAUACAAGGCAAGGGUACAGAGGUUUCACCAGUUUUUGGACGCCUCUAUGGCUUAACAGAUAUCUCCAUUUGAGAUUUCAGUGAUGUACUUGUACAAUUAUGUACGAUUAGAGAGUAUUGCUCGUGCAAUUUUAUUUAUUUUGUUGUCUGAACCAAAAAAAAUAAUCGUGACGGAGGUGAGUGACUUACUUGGGACCGAGUGGCGCACAAGCACCAUUAUCUCUGUACAUAAGUAAGGUUUGGGCCCCCCCACCCUAAGCUAUUAAGUGUAGAGAUUAAUGUGUUGUUUUAUUUACUUACCUGUUUCUUCCUGUAAUAGACUUUUAUUGUGAGAUUAUGGCUGUGGUUUUCAGCUUCAUAUACUGUAAGAGAUACACAGACACUGGGUAGGGAGAAAUAGUAUAGCAGUAUUUGACUUCCAACUUUUUUAAUUUUAUUUUAUAUAUAUAUGUAUAUGUAUAGAGUCCAUUUUCCAG